Molecule: messenger RNA, 420 nt
Organism: Yamadazyma tenuis ATCC 10573
Lineage: Eukaryota; Fungi; Ascomycota; Pichiomycetes; Serinales; Debaryomycetaceae
Source: RefSeq, a predicted model, not a curated record
AUGUUUGUGACACUUUUGAUUCUAACCGUUGUUCUUGUGGGGUUGGUGGUCUUGCUCCCGUACUGGCUGAAAUUGGUCAACUAUCUGUAUGAGCCAAACCAGAAGUCCAAGGCUCGGGGACGUUCAGGGCCAUCGCAGCUCCCCCAAACGUCCGGGUAUGUUCCUCCAGAUCAACAACUUCAGCAGGAAACCAAGGCAAAAGCCACCGGCCUCAGAAAAUUCACCGCCGAUGAUGUCCCCGUCAAGUUGAAGCUUAACCACCUUCAGACGAAAAGAAGAAAGGAACGGUUAGACGUUGACCGUAACCCCAAUAACUUUGAUUACGACUUGGACGAGUUGAUAAAUGAAGUAGAUGAACCCAUAUCGAAUUCCAGAACCUCCAACGGAGAGAGUUCGGUCUUCUCCAAAGACAUAGUGUAA